UGGAGUUGAUAUUUGUCCCCAAAGGCAAGAGGAGAUAGUCAUGCCAGCAGAGCAGACAGGACAGGUGAAGGAGAAUUAUGAGUGGAAGGUGCUGCUGCGGCGGGGUGUCACUCGAGAGGGGCAGUACUUGACAGCUCCUGAGGGUCUCUUUGAUCAUGACCUCUUCUCCCUCAUAUGGGGGCCUUGUCUGGCUGCCCUCAGCUAUGUCUUUGACAAGACCCUUGAUGAUGCCAUCAUGCAGAGGACCAUCUCUGGGUUCAGGAAAUGUGCCAUGAUUGCAGGCCACUAUGGGAUGAGUGAUGUCUUUGACAAUCUCACUAUUUCACUCUGCAAGUUCACUGGACUUCUUCACUGUAGUGAGGUGAUGCAGAGUGCAGAGAAUGUGGCGAUAUGGUUUGGAGGGAAUGCAAAAGCUCAAAUUGCUGCAAAGACAUUAUUUACAUUGGCUCAUCGCCAUGGGGACAUUUUGCGGGAAGGGUGGAAGAGUCUCCUUGAUACCCAUCUUGUUCUCUACAAAUGCAAGCUUCUCCCCAAGUGCCUUGUUGAGGCAGAGGAUUUUGUAGACCCAGCUGGGAAGGUGUGUCUCAUCCAGGAAGAGCUGUUGCCAUCUGCUCAGAGGAAUGAAUCUGGACUCCUUUCUUCAUUGUAUUCUUACAUUGCACUCUCAGAGCCAACUGGAUCAAAGGGUCCAACUGCAGAGGACCAGGAAGCUAUGGAGCAGGCCAGAGAUUGCAUCAGGGAUUGCCACACUGAGUAUCUCAUCACCGAGUCCAAGUUCCUCCGUGCUGACUCCUUCCAAGAGCUGGUCAAGGCAUUGAUGCAAGCAUCAUUGCCAGAAGGUGGAGGAGUAUCUCUCCACUUGCCAACUCCCACUCCUGUGAAUGAGGGAUCCACCAUAUUCUUCCUUGAACUCCUCAUCAAGGUCAUGAUCCAAAACAGGCAAGAUCAUCAAUUCCUUCUCAUUUUUUGCAGAGAUCGAUCACAGUUGGUGUGGGGGAGUGUGAAGGAUCACAUCUUCUCUGUGAUGCAGCAUGGUGCAAAAGAUGAGUUGCCUUUCAUGGUGGAGCGUGCUGUGGUUGGACUCCUCCGACUCGCCAUCCGCCUCCUCCGGCGUGAAGAUAUGGCUCCUCAGCAAACAAUGAUGCAGGAGAAGAAACAGAAACCAAAGAAACUUAGACAGUGUUGGCAAGCUGCCCUCAUCAUGCUCAUCAGACUUAACCUGCCACACCUUCCCUUCCCCCUACCCCCACCCAUGCCUGUUCUUGAAUCCCUGCAAAUGCUCCUGGUGCUGAAGACCUCCUGGCUACGACGAGUGUCCCGUCAGAUCUCAUUUGCCUUGCACGAGCUGCUGAAGACAAAUGCAGCCAAUAUCCACGAGGGAAAGGACUGGGGGAUCAUCUUUGCCCUUUUGGAAGUGGUUGGUGCUGGAGCAAAGCCUGUAAUCUGUGGUCCUGUGGUGAAUCCCUUUGCUGGGAAGGAACGCAACCCUGCCCCUCCUUCCCUUGCUGGAGGCAUGACUGGUGUUGGAUUUGAUGGUGGAGAGGUUCAUUCAGAGUGUGAGGUGCUUGCAGCAUCAGGUGGAGGAGGAAGUGACAUCUCUGACCGGGGGUAUCAGUCUGACUCUGAGCUGUAUGACACAAGUCAUGGGGGGAGCAGGAUCACUGGGUUACCUGUCCUUGCCCAAAUCAAUCGCACUGCCAGCAUGGAUGUUUUUCCCACCUCCCGUCUCCAUGGCUCUGGAGAAGUGCAGAAGGGUCAUCUUAUCUCUAUUCAGCCCUCCACCUUGGUCUUCAGCUAUACAGCUUAUGAGAACUACGGAUUUGGCGAACUAAGAAUUUGGCAUGUGCAGAAUGUGUGUGAUAGGGGGAAUGUGAAUGUGGUGGUGGAUGUGAACAUGGAGCAUGCAAGUGAACAAAGCACUUCAGUGCUCACACUCAGCAGCUUUUUGGUGAGUCCAGAAGGUGAGGUGGAGCGAGGCAGUCCCACCUUGGAUCACAGACCCCUGCUGCAGCCAGUCAACCAAUGGACGAUGGAGCUCAAUUCCCCACUGGCUUUUGAUCCAGAUGUACAUGCUUUCAUGCGCUGCUGUGAGAGCCUUGCCUUCCUCGUCCGGGAUGUUGCCCAUGUCACACCACACAACUUUCCCUCGUGCGUUCAUUGCAUUCGCACAUUUGUUGAGGCCAACCUGGAUGGAGGGAGAGUGGUGAAGCGUGCAGUGACUCGUGAUGGCAAGGAGGCAAAGUCUCGCAAGCGAGCAAAUGCAUCAGGCCGGGUAAAGCAGGAUUUGAGGACACAGGGACGCAAGGCCCAUGUGACCCAGCAGCAGGCUGCAUAUGAUGCUGAUGAGAGUGACUCUGAAGAGCUCCCAUCUGGGUAUCAUCAAGUGGCCAUCCAGCUGCUGGAUCUGAUGCACACAUUGCACACAAGAGCAGCAUCCAUAUUUGAGUCUUGGGCAGCUGAAGGAUCUGCAAAUGUAGAGCUGGAGUCUCUGUGGAGCACAUGCUGGUGCCCCCUCCUUCAGGGCAUUGCCUGCCUUUGCUAUGAUGCUCGAAAGCAGGUUCGCACAAGUGCUGUGACAUACCUGCAGCGUGCCCUGCUGGUGCAUGACCUGCAGACUCUGAAAGCCUGGGAGUGGGAGUCCUGUUUCAAUCAGGUCCUCUUCCCUCUGAUGGGGAAGCUGCUGGAGAGCUCCACCUUGGGAGACCCAAUGGGAAUGGAGGAGACACGCAUGCGGGUUGCAACCCUGCUCUCCAAAGUCUUCCUCCAACACCUCACCCCACUCCUAUCCCUCCCUACAUUCACAGCCCUGUGGCUCACCAUCCUUGACUUCAUGGACAAGUUCAUGCGUUCAGACAAGUCUGAUCUUCUGUGUGAGGCAAUCCCAGAGAGUUUGAAGAACAUGCUGUUGGUGAUGGAGACGGCUGGGGUGUUUGGAUCUCCAGAGCAGUCUCAGAGUCUGUGUUCCCUGCAUCGCAAUGAGCUCUGGAACAUCACCUGGGAUCGCAUCUCCUCCUUCCUCCCUCAUCUCAAGGAGGAACUCUUCAGGCCUCAAUGUGAAGUUCAGAAUCAGGUUUCCUCUCGUCAUCCUGAGUCUUCACAGGCUGAGACAUUUGUGUCUCACGAUGUGGACAUCCCUCCACCUGUCAGCAUGGACUCCAGCUCAACGUUGGUGGAAAGAGAACCCAAGGAACUGUCAGCUCCUGAAGUUGCCGAGAUACCAAGAGAGGACAUUCCGGACUCAAAUGCCCCUCAUGAUCCAUCAACAGUGGUCAUCUCAUCACUCAAUAAUGUCCAGGGGGGAGCAGAAGCAGAUCCAGUUGAAAGCCAUUCACUAUUGGAAAGAUCCCCACCAGCAUCAAAGGACGCCAGGAUGGCACCGAUGACUCCACCAAUGGAAGGAAGGUUGGUGACUCAAGGGACAGGAACAGCUCCGACACCUCCCAUGUCCGUUCCCCUGCUUCUCAAUCCAGAAGUUAUCCAGACUUCCGCUCUACCUGUCUUCUCCCCUCGGGAACGUCUAUGGACGGCCAAGAAGCAGAACGGGAAAAUAAUUCCUCAGAAUACGGAAAGGCGA
Molecule: messenger RNA, 3574 nt
Organism: Darwinula stevensoni
Lineage: Eukaryota; Metazoa; Arthropoda; Ostracoda; Podocopida; Darwinulidae
Source: the annotation of a GenBank genome assembly